CUCUCUCCUCUUGCAUUUUGUUUAUUAGUUAUUGGCCGUAAAGGGAAGGGAUCGGAUUAGGGUUUUAAUUCUUCAACGUCUCUCGUCUUCAUCUGCUUUUUCCUUUGGGAGAAAGAGGAGGGGAAUGAGAGAGACGAAUUUGGAUCUUUUCGACCCGAGAACGGGCAUGGACUAUUCCCCCAACGGCGACUUCGGCUUCGCUUUCAACGACAGCAAUUUCUCCGACCGGGUUCUCCGCAUCGAGAUCGUCGCCGAUCCCCCGGAGUCCUGCUCCGACGGCGACACCUGCCUCAGUCUCGCUAACUGGGAUCGUCACCGCAAGCGCCGUAGAGAAGACGUCAAGAAAGACAACGUUAGUGCUGGAUGUCCUGAGGAGCAGAUUCUGAAUAGUAACCAGCCUGAGGCCGAUGAUGGUGUAGGCUCUGAAAAUCAAGAUGAGGAGGUUGUUGCAAUGAUUGACGAAUCACUUUCAGGAGAUGAAGCUGCAAAUAGUAAUGAUUCAAACUGGAGCAUGGAUUGUUCAACAGUUCUGAGAGUUAAAACUUUGCACAUAAGUUCUCCAAUUUUAGCAGCUAAAAGUCCAUUUUUCUACAAGUUAUUCUCAAAUGGAAUGAGGGAGUCAGAGCAGCGGCAAGUAACCUUACGAAUCAAUGCCUCUGAGGAAGCUGCUCUCAUGGAACUACUGAACUUUAUGUAUAGCAAUACCUUAUCUACAAGUAGUGCUCCUGCUUUGCUAGAUGUGUUGAUGGCUGCAGAUAAGUUCGAGGUUGUUUCAUGCAUGAGGUACUGCAGCCGACUGUUGCGCAAUCUGCCUAUGACACCUGAGUCUGCGUUGCUAUAUCUAGAGCUUCCUUCUAGUGUCUUAAUGGCUGAAGCUGUUCUGCCCUUAACAGAUGCUGCAAAGCAGUACCUUGCUGCCCGUUAUAAAGAUAUAUCCAAGUUCCAAAAUGAGGUUAUGAGCCUUCCCCUAGCUGGAAUUGAGGCAAUUUUGUCUAGCGAUGAGAUCCAGAUGGCAUCGGAGGACGCUGUCUAUGACUUCGUGUUGAAGUGGGCGAGGACCCAUUACCCGAAAGUGGAGGAGCGGAGGGAGAUCCUGGGUUCCCGCCUCGGCCGUUUCAUCCGCUUCCCUUACAUGACCUGCCGAAAGCUCAAGAAGGUUCUGCAAUGCAACGACUUCGACCAUGAGCUCGCAUCCAAGGUUGUGCUGGAGGCUCUCUUCUUCAAGGCCGAGGCUCCACACCGACAGCGGACCCUAGCUGCAGAGGAGUCCGCCACCACCAACAGACGCUUCAUCGAGCGAGCCUAUAAGUACCGACCGGUGAAGGUGGUCGAGUUCGAACUUCCCCGGCAGCAGUGCGUGGUGUACCUCGACCUGAAGCGGGAGGAGUGCGUGAAUCUGUUCCCAUCCGGAAGGGUGUAUUCUCAGGCGUUCCACCUCGGCGGGCAGGGGUUCUUCCUCUCCGCGCAUUGCAACAUGGACCAGCAGAGCUCUUUCCACUGCUUCGGCCUGUUCCUCGGGAUGCAAGAGAAGGGAUCGGUCACUUUCGAAGUCGAUUACGAGUUUGCCGCGAGGUCGAAGCCAACAGAAGAGUACAUCAGCAAGUACAAGGGCAGCUACAUUUUCACCGGCGGCAAGGCGGUUGGGUACCGGAACUUGUUCGCCAUACCGUGGAACACUUUCCUGGCGGAGGACAGCCUUUUCUUCAUCAACGGCGUGCUUCACCUCAGGGCUGAGCUUACUAUCAGGCACUGACUGAUAGAAAAAGCUUUUUCUUCUUGGACUUCCUUCUUCUUCUUGCUUGCUGAGAACUAACCUUCCUUCCAGUGCUUCCUCUUUGUAUGGUUGGUUGCUAGCACCAGUGUUCCUUGUUUAUAUGCGUCAGAUGAAGAGUAUCUGUACCCUUGCUGUUAACUCCUCUAAUAUCUGUAUGUAGUUGGUAUAUCGGAAGGAUCUUAAUUUUUUAGUCUCA
This is a messenger RNA of Diospyros lotus (date-plum), 1970 nucleotides long. Its product is annotated as BTB/POZ domain-containing protein POB1-like. Bases 125 to 1753 code for a protein of 542 amino acids. Gene Ontology annotation, molecular function: protein binding. Gene Ontology annotation, biological process: response to red light. Gene Ontology annotation, cellular component: nucleus. The transcript has 6 exons. The record is from RefSeq and is a predicted model, not a curated record. NCBI's taxonomy places the organism in Eukaryota, Viridiplantae, Streptophyta, Magnoliopsida, Ericales, Ebenaceae.